Salvia miltiorrhiza (redroot sage) is the source of this 997-nucleotide messenger RNA. RefSeq names its product probable aquaporin SIP2-1. Gene Ontology annotation, biological process: transmembrane transport. NCBI's taxonomy places the organism in Eukaryota, Viridiplantae, Streptophyta, Magnoliopsida, Lamiales, Lamiaceae. Gene Ontology annotation, cellular component: membrane. The record is from RefSeq and is a predicted model, not a curated record. The transcript is spliced from 2 exons. Gene Ontology annotation, molecular function: channel activity. The coding region runs from base 1 to 798 and encodes 265 amino acids.
AUGGCGGGCGCACGGCGGCUGCUCGCGGCGGAUUUCGCGAUUUCGCUAACGUGGGUGUUCUCGAACGAGCUAAUCAAGAUUUUCGUGCAGAGCGUGAUGGGUAACGCCGCUAGUCAGCUGGAGGGCGACAUUGCUAGAUGUGCCCUCGCCGUUGUCAACAUGUUCGCCUUCGCCUACAUGAGCAAGGCCACCGACGGCGGCGCGUACAAUCCACUCUCCGUCUUGGCCCCCGCCAUUUCGGGAGAUUUCUCGAAUUUCAUUUUCACUGUCGGCGCCCGAAUCCCUGCACAGGUGGUUGGGUCAGUUUAUGGUGUGAGGCUCAUCCUGUGGACCUUCCCUGGAAUAGGGCACGCCCCACACUUGAAAGUUGACAUUGCAACGGGCGCACUGACAGAAGGUCUCCUGGCAUUCGCCAUCGUCACAAUCACCCUUGGCUUGGCUACACAGGAUUUCCUUACCAAGACUUGGAUUUCCAGCCUUGCCAAGCUUACUCUCCACAUUCUUGCUGCAGAUCUAACAGGCGGAUGCAUGAAUCCAGCUCCCGUAAGUAUUUCUUUCCUUCUUCGUCUCAUCUCACCCCCUCUAAAAUCUCUCUCUUCCUCUCAGGUAAUGGGCUGGGCUUUUGCUAAUCGCCAACACAUCACCAAAGAGCAUUUGAUUGUUUACUGCCUUGCGCCAGUCGAGGCCACUCUGCUAGCCGUUUGGCUGUCUGGGAUACUGUUUCGGAUGAAGAAGGACGAGCGCUCUGCUGUCAAGAAGGCGACUUCCCCACAGCAGAAGCUGGAAAAAUCAGAUUGAACGCGCUGUUGUUUAUCAUUUAGUAAUUGUACAGUAAAAGAUGCAAUUUUUAAGUCAUGCUUUACUGUUUAUGUCUACCUUCAAUCAUGUAGUUGAAGAAGGUCUAUGUAAGCAGGAAAUCAAGACAUUGAAACCUAAUGCAUUGUUCCAACUUUUUUUUUACUAACAUGAGAAACUGCAGAAUGCCAGAUGCAUACAA